AUGUUUAAAAAACUUGAACCCAGUACUUCGGAGUCUCACUCUAUCGAUAGCUCAGAUGACAAUGUCAAUGGGAUUAAUGAGUCUCAUAUCUUGCAAGACCGCAAGAUCGGGGUCUUCGGAGCGGUCUCGUUAAUCGUGAACAAAAUUGUCGGAGCUGGAAUUUUCUCAACGCCUGCGUCCAUAUUCAAGUUGAGCGGCAGCCCAGGGAUGGCCCUAAUCCUUUGGGUUAUCGCUGGUGCAAUCUCAACAUGUGGAGCAAUGGUUAUGCUCGAGUUCGGCACUAUCAUUCCUAGAUCUGGAGGUAUGAAGAUCUAUCUUGAAAGAUCUUUCUCUCCAAAAUUGCUCAUGACCUGUGUCUAUUUGUUCUAUUGCGUGUUUCUGCAGGUGUCUGCUAGCAAUGCUAUUACUUGCGCGUCAUAUCUUCUCAAAGCUGCUGGUGUAGACUCAACGACAUGGAAGCUGAGAGGUUUGGCCAUCGCAGCAAGUGCAUUUGCAGUGGGUAUACACACUUUUGUACCACGAGUUGGCAGACAUUUGCAAGAUAUGAUGAGUGCAGUCAAACUUUUUAUUCUAUUCUUCAUUGUCUGUACUGGAUUUGCAGCGCUGGGUGGUCAUCUGAGAGUCCCCAAUCCCCACAAUUUUGAUCUAUCUACGUCUUUCCAGGGUACCUCAAAAAAUGGAUAUAACAUUGGCACAGCUUUGUUGGAUGCAAUUUUCUCAUUCCAAGGGUAUGACAACCUGAACAUGGUCCUUUCUGAAGUCAAAAAUCCCAAAAGAACGCUUAAGAUUGCGCUCCCAACUGCCAUGGGUAGUAUCACAGUGCUUUAUGUGCUUGCGAAUAUCGCAUAUUUUGCUGGUGUAUCCAGAGAGGAGUUUUUAGCAUCCGAUCUUACAAUUGCUGCAUCACUCUUCAACAAUGUCUUUGGCGCAUCAGCAGCUACAAAAGCUCUACCAGCCCUAGUUGCUAUCUCUGCUAUUGGUCACCUUUUAGGAAUUGCAUUCACAGUUCCUCGGGUGAUCCAAGAAAUAGCCAAAGAUGGAAUCGUGCCAUUCCCAGAUCUUCUCAUGCAGAACCGUCCUUUCAAAACACCUAUCUGGGCAUUAGCAAUUCAUUUGGGGGUAACAAUUCUCUUUAUCUGUGCUCCUCCCGCAGGUGAUGCUUUUGAUUUCAUCAUUAGUCUCAGCUCUUACCCAACGGUGUUUCUUCUUACUGGGGUUACAGUGGGAUUAAUCAAGCUGCGUUUGUCCAAAGACGAGGGACCUCAAUCUGCAUUCAGGGUUCCAUGGUCCGUCCUUGCGUUCUACCUGGCUGGAAAUAUUUUCCUCCUUGUCAUGCCAUUCGUGCCACCUCCUAAUGGAAAGGGAAGUACCAGCUUACCUUAUUGGCUUACUCCCGUUGUUGCAUUGGCAAUCCUCUCCCUGGGAAUCGUCUAUUACGUCGGGCGAUUUGUUCUUCUACCAUGGAUCUUUGGGUAUAGACUUGAACUGCAAGCCAUCAGCCUCAGUGAUGGUUCCGAGGUCUCACGAUACAAAAUGGUCAAGAAUUGA
Penicillium salamii is the source of this 1548-nucleotide messenger RNA. The record is from the annotation of a GenBank genome assembly. Lineage: Eukaryota; Fungi; Ascomycota; Eurotiomycetes; Eurotiales; Aspergillaceae.